CUGUCACAUUCCAGAAGUCGGUUUUUGCCAAGACUCUGAUUCGCACAAUGUCCACUCAAGCCUCCAAAGACAACACAGAGGGCCAGAAGGUCCCAUUGCUAGUGGAUGACCACACUGUUACUACUGUCCGAGAAUCCAAGAUCAUGGUUAUCCUGAGAGGUCUGCCGGGAAGUGGCAAGAGCACCAUGGCCAAGGAAAUUGAGCAGAAGUAUAAGGACAAUGCCCACUUAUUUUCUGCAGAUAAUUACAACAUCAAACCAGCUAUUAGGACCUCUGAUGGAGGAGAGUACUCCAUAAUGGAUGAUGAGCUGCACAAAUGCUGUGACAGACAUGAGGCUAACCUAGUCAUCCUUGAUGACACGCAUCAUGAUCGGGAUCGUUUGGAGAAGCUCUUUGAUCUAGCCAACCAGUUUCAUUUCACAGUGCUCGUCAUAGAACCCAAGACUUUGUGGAAGCUUGAUUGUGGACAAUUAAAGGAUCGAAACCACUGGAAGCUUUCUUUGGAGGAACUCAAGAACCUAAGGCCUACUCUUGAAAAAGAGCUUCUCCCUCUGUACUUUGGGUGGUUCCUGGCCCAAUGUGACGAGGAUAAGCUGAGAAAGAUCAGUCAGGAGUUCCUGGAGCAAUUGGGGGCUUUCAAGGCAUUUAAGAAGCAUUUGCAAUCAUAUGGCAUUGAAGACAAACACAAGUUAAACCUCCUGAAAUAUUUUGCCAAAACACCCAAUAUUCUGCACUGCACAAGCAAAUACUGUGACUACGGCAAGGUGGUGGGAUCGGAGGAAUAUGCUCAGAUGGAGGCUGUGAAGAAAGGUUAUUCCAGAGCUUACACCCUCCAUAUCACCGCGCUGUUUGUCACGCCCAGGACAACAGGCGCGCAAGUGGAACUUACAGAAGAGCAACUUCAUCUGUGGCCGCUAGAUGCCGAGAAAGAAGUGAUGCCCAAAGACAACUUUCCCAAAGGCAGUCGUGCCCAUAUCACCCUGGGCACAGCAGCUGAUAUACAAGAUGUCCAGACUGGUGUUGACCUGUUGGAGUUCAUCAAAUUGCAGCAGACAGGGGGUGAAAAGGAAGAUUUUGGUGAAAUGUAUAGGGGUAAAAUCCAUUACUAUGAGAAUGGCAUGUGGAUGUUGACCCUGUCCAGAAAGAUUGAGGUGAAGACCAUAUUUUCAGGAUACUAUGGGAAACCAGGGGUGACGGCUCCCCAGCAGGGAAGCAAGAAGGUAUUUCUACCCACAUGCGAAAUUAUGUAAUAAUGAACAAAACAAGAUUUUGGUUUAACAGUACUUAAUUUUUAAAUGUUACAAUAAAGCAAAA
Messenger RNA from Spea bombifrons (plains spadefoot toad), 1314 nucleotides. It is a transcript of the gene CNP, whose product is annotated as 2',3'-cyclic nucleotide 3' phosphodiesterase. The record is from RefSeq and is a predicted model, not a curated record. Gene Ontology annotation, cellular component: membrane; cytoplasm. NCBI's taxonomy places the organism in Eukaryota, Metazoa, Chordata, Amphibia, Anura, Pelobatidae. The transcript has 3 exons. Gene Ontology annotation, biological process: cyclic nucleotide catabolic process. Gene Ontology annotation, molecular function: 2',3'-cyclic-nucleotide 3'-phosphodiesterase activity. Bases 48 to 1250 code for a protein of 400 amino acids.